AUGAACUUUGAAGACAUCCAAGAGGCAACAGGCUACGAACAGGGACUUGCUGCAGAGUACGCGCGACAGGAGAACCAGGCCAUCCUAGAAGAACUCGAGCGGAAAAAAAGGGCACGGUCGAUUGCGGUCCCUACCGACGAUGGACGUGUACGGAAAAGGCUACGAGAGCUCGGCGAGCCGAUUACGCUCUUUGGAGAACGUGCGGCGGAUAGGAGAGCGCGCUUGAUCCAGUUGAUUAGCAAGAGAGAUGAUUACGAGACUCAAGAGGCGAUGGAGGUGGAUAGCGAGGACUCGGAAGAGGCAGAGGAAUUCUAUACUGUUGGCUCUGAAGAACUCGCGGAAGCUAGGCGACAGAUUGCAGAGUAUUCGCUUCCACGGGCGAGAUUACGCAUCCUGCGACAAAAGCAAGAGGCAAAGAUACCCCUCACUCGGGUUAUCGAUAUGAGAAGAGAGUUCUUUAGAACCUUUGCAAAUAUUGGCUCGCAGAUAGGAGACGAACGACCUCUUGCGCAGGUUCGCUUCUCUCCAGACGGCAAGCGACUUGCUACCGGGAGUUGGGCGGGCGUUGUCAAGACUUGGAGUAUACCUGGGUGUGAUCCCUUGACUACGCAUAGAGGUCAUUCGGACAAGAUUGGCGGUGUAGCCUGGCAUCCCAGCGCCACACUCUCCCUAUCCCCAGCAUCGGCAAAUCUUGUGAGUGGAGGUGGAGAGGGAAAUGUACAUCUCUGGUCGCUGGACAACGAAAUGCCAUUAGCAGUCCUUGAAGGCCAUAAAGCUCGGGUCGCCCGAGUAUGUUUCCAUCCAUCUGGGAACUAUGUAAUGUCGGCAAGCUUUGAUGGUACAUGGAGACUUUGGGAUGUCAACACUACCAAGGAGCUACUCUCGCAGCCAGGUCAUUCCAAAGAAGUAUUUGCAAUUGCAUGCCAAGUCGAUGGGUCGCUCGUCGCCUCUGCUGGAUUGGAUGCAUUUGGGCGCAUCUGGGAUCUUCGAACAGGUAGAACAGCCAUGAUACUCAAUGGCCACGUCCAACCAAUCUAUGCCCUUGAUUUCUCGCCAAACGGGUUCCAAGUGGCUACUGGUGGCGCAGACGAUACGAUUCGCAUCUGGGAUAUCCGCGCCCUGAAAGCGGUGACGACCAUUCCGGCACAUCGAUCGACCAUCUCAGAUAUUCGCUUCUUCCACUCCUCUAGCCCAUUGGUGUCGCUAAACACCGCGAACGACAACACAAUGGACAUGGACGGUAGUGCAUCCGACGAUCAAGUGUAUGAAAAAUACCGCUCUGGCCUCUUCUUUGCAAGCUCGGGCUAUGAUGGCCAAGUCAAGAUCUGGAGCUCAGACGACUGGCAACUCGUCAAGUCGAUGAAGCUUGAUGUAAACAUGGUCAUGUCCGUCGAUAUUACGGGCGAUGGUCAACUGAUUGCAACGGGAGAUCAUGGUCGAAACUUUCAAUUGUAUGCUGCAGAGGGAUACAGUGUUUGA
Molecule: messenger RNA, 1479 nt
Organism: Serendipita indica DSM 11827
Lineage: Eukaryota; Fungi; Basidiomycota; Agaricomycetes; Sebacinales; Serendipitaceae
Source: the annotation of a GenBank genome assembly